AUGCUGCGAUCUACGCAAGACGAUAGCCUUGUUUUUGCGACAGAAUCUCACUGGCCCGAUAAAAAGUGGAGUGAGCCAGAUCUUGCGAAUACGUCUGAUAUCUUUGGCUCACCGAAACAAGACUUCGAGACUACGCAGGCAGAUCCGAGUAGCGAAUUGCACACGGGCUUUCCUUCUGGAUCUGGAGAUGGUGAGCAAGAUAUUUUGUUCCAUACAUUUUCACCGGGAGUUGCCACCAGCCCUGACGCGAGUGCUAUUGGUAAGGGUGCAUCGACCAGCGGCCUGAGCCCGAGUUUUUCCCGCAAGAUAGAUGCCAGUGAUGCUGACAAGAAUCCUACAAAUCCGCUCCACAUACAUUUUGCCAGUAGUCCACUUGUAACGAACAAAUUUGAUCUACGACAGAGCACACUGCUGACUGUUCCUCACACAGAUCAACUGCAAGAGAAUGCAACUCAAAUUAUACCCAAUGAACGGGCGACUCAAGUUAUACAUAACGAUGGGGCGACUCAAGUUAUACAUGAUGACGGGGCGACUCAAGUUAUACAUGAUGACGGGGCGACUCAAGUUCUACCCAGUGAACAAGCCACUCAAUUGAUCGGCACCACAAUUCCAUCCGUGCAUCAACCUAACUUGAGUACAAUCGCGACGCAGGUCAUUGGCGACUCUCAACAGAGUGAAAAUCACUGCGCAGAAACACAAGUAAUUCCUUGCGACAUAGAUUCGACUAGCAACUCGCUUCAGUAUCCUGGUGCCGAGACACAAAAAAUCGACAAUGAUUGCCUCUCUCAAACACAAAUUCUUCAUUUGAAUGGUCGGAGCACGACUGUACCUUCGUUCUCAGUUGAUGCAAAGUCCCAUCCCAAUGGCGAGACGUCUUCUAGUCAAAAAGGAAUAUCUGACGACCAAAGUAUGUUAUCUGAUUCUACGCACAAAGAGCUAACUGCAAAUUCUGCAGACGAACACCCAAGUUACUCAACUAAAACGCCGUUGCCAAACAGCUCUCCAAGUCAACCUUCUCGUUUCGAACACUCCACGAGUGUCAAUCAUUUUACAUCAAACAAUCAUGUACUGUUGGACAACACUUGCUCUGGAGAAACGCAAAUUAUCAAUGACGUAUACACAGACAAUGUAAAUAUUGGCAGGGUAACCCAAGUAAUAGAUCCUGGUGUCAAACAACUCUCUCGGAAGUCAUCUUCAACCCAUACGCCGUCACAAUCACACUAUGUUGAAGCGGAGUUGAAUCCAAAAUCGAACAUGAAGUCACUGAAAGAAAGAAACACAGAAUUGGAUAGUGCCUUCGAAUUUCCGAAGGACAUGGACAAAGGGCCACUUGAGGUUUCUGCCGCAAACAAUCAUUCAGAGGGCCAAAAUGGGGCUGCAACCCUUCUGGCUAAAUUUCCUUUUGGAUCCGCCGAGAAAGAAAUUUUUAGUUCACCAAAUGAAGCAAUCCCCUCCCAUGACAAUAAGAUAGAACACAUCCAAAAGACGAGAGGCUCCAUUAACCAUGGGCCAGAGACAGAUGACAAUGAUUAUGAUAUAUCCAUUAAUGACACAACCUUUGACUGUCAACAUCAAGGUCUAGCUGGUGAAGCUACCACUCAAGUUCUCAACACACAAGAAGAGAUUUAUGAUGAUGCGUCUUUGAAGCUUGUUGAUCUAGGAACUAAGCCUGUUUCCUCCAGUAGUCAAAACGACUUGAAACGUGAAUUGUCUUCUUUGAGUAUAUCUGAUGUUGAAGAAGGUGUACACUCUGAUUUUGAAGAUUCGACAUUCGUAUGUGAAGAUAGCAUAUUUAAUCUCAAGAAGAGAAAGUUGACAAGUCGUAUUUUGCGCACGGGUAUUACGCACAAUUCCCAAUCGGAUGUUCUGGAAAAGCUUUCGCAAGUAGACUCACUUGAUGCCACCCAGACGGAAGGAAGGGAUCAAUGCAACCUGCUGUCUCUAGUGACUACCGGCGCACUAUCGACAUCGUCACUGCCGCAUAGACUGAAUGAUUCAAAUUGGAGCACAUCGUCCUCUGAUCUUGAGGAUAUCAGUCAAGAUCCCAGUGAGACUCUUCUCUUAGAUCAACCAACGGAUUCUUUUCAUUUGACAGCAGAAGAGCCGUCUCAAGAAAUAAAAUUCGCCAAACCUCGGAGAGACAACGGUGUUCCCGAUGAGCAAAACGAAACACAGGAGACAAUUCUUCGGCAAGAAAAAAAUGAUUCACUUGAUGUUGCUUCGGUGUGUAAUGCUCAAGCAGUUUGGGUUUUUUCGCUGUUUCGCAAUUUCCCUGCCAUUGUUUUAACUGUAGGAGAAGAAUCCUCUUUGGUCUUGAUGCACAACCUCAAAGAAAUAACUAUAAGGAAUUCAGACCUCAAUAUUUUGGAUCUUCGUAUUGGCGAUUCUGUUCUGGUUUCUCUGAAAUUCGGCCAGUAUCUCGUGACUGGCCUCACCUUUGAACUGGGCGGGUCUCGGUUCAAUUGUCUUAGAGGGCACAAUACCGUGUUUCUAUUGAAAAAGGGUCGCCACAGCAAUGUCGAAUUCAAGGUGCCUUUGCAUGAAGUUUGUAUGGAGGCUGACCAGUUGGCUGCACAUCAUGUAAAGUUUCGAUUGAUGUCUGACACUACAAACUUGCUACAAUUAACAUAUCUUGAGGCGAACCAUAUAAUCAAAGCAAAGGCGUCUCUCAAUAGCUCGCAAGGUAAAUUAAUGAAUCAAAAUGCGAAUUCAGUUCAACUGUCGCUAUUAACACCUCAAGAGAACACUGGGAUAUUUUCGGGUAUGUUUUUCUUCGUUACAUCAAUUGAAGGCGAAAGAAAAGAUCAGCUCAAUAAAUUAGUUACUUCCAAUGGUGGGUUGUUCAUUGAUGAUGAGAUUGAUCUGAUACUCGAAAAGACUCACACCUCUCUUCAUAACUGCGCCCUUUCGCUGCAAACUUUAGAACACUUCAAGUUUGGGGCUUUGUUAUCCGAUGGAUUUUCUAGAAGUGCCAAGUAUCUACAGGCUUUGGCUUUGGGCUGGCCCAUUUUAGCUGAUGCUUUUGUCGAGAAAGCACUAGACAAUCCGAGCCUUCUAUUUAACUGGCCGGCAUUUCUUCUACCGGCUGGUGUAUCAUUGUAUUUUAAGGGCACUAAAAGCCAUGAUGUUUUUCAGUUUCGCAACAAGUAUGAGGCCGGGAUGGACAUGAGUUUGCAACUCAAUAAUAACAGCAGCCUCAUGACGUCGAGAAAUAUCUUAAUUUUAGAGAGAAACCAGGAUCAAAAAGUCCUCAGUAUGUGUGGCUUCAUUUUUCAUGCAUUCGGGUCAAGAUCUAUCACUUCAUUCAAGGAUAUUUCUUCAAUCGAGAACUAUAUCAGGAAAAAUGGUGGAGACUCGUUUACUGUCUACGACAACAGCGAUCACGAGUUCCGGAACAAGUUUGCAAGAAAAGACAAAAGGAAGCCCAGCAGAUCUAACUUGAAAGUGGACGUCGUAGAUUGGGAAUGGGUUGUUCAAUGUGUCAUUAGCAAUCUUGUUUGGGAACCCGGAACCCUGAUCUUUUUCUAA
Messenger RNA from Australozyma saopauloensis, 3528 nucleotides. RefSeq names its product chromatin-binding protein (gene RAD9). Gene Ontology annotation, cellular component: nucleus. The transcript has a single exon. Gene Ontology annotation, biological process: positive regulation of transcription by RNA polymerase II; DNA damage checkpoint signaling. Gene Ontology annotation, molecular function: histone binding. The record is from RefSeq and is a predicted model, not a curated record. The coding region runs from base 1 to 3528 and encodes 1175 amino acids. NCBI's taxonomy places the organism in Eukaryota, Fungi, Ascomycota, Pichiomycetes, Serinales, Metschnikowiaceae.